CCAGGUGCAUUGUGGGAGUUAGAAGAGUUUUACAAAGUAAAAAAUGAAAGUAAUUAUCCUAGCCGCCGGCUAUGGCACAAGACUAUUUAAGGAUCUCAAGAAUGAUCGGAAUGAACAAUUUAAACAUCUUAUUGGAGUUCCGAAACCACUACUUCCAAUUGGAGAACGGCCACUCAUCUCAUACUGGGUGGAAGCCUUGAAAGUCAGAGAUGACAUUUCAGAUAUUUUUGUAGUUACCAACAACCAUUACCAUCAUAAGUUUAAAGAGUGGGCACAGAAAUAUCCGUUUGUAACGUUAAUAAAUGAUGGGACUUCCAGCAAUGAGGAGCGAUUGGGGGCUGUAUCCUGUUUACAGCUGGCCAUUGACAAAUUCCAAAUAAAUGAUCAUGUGCUAGUGAUUGGCGGGGAUACCUUGUUUUAUGAGGAUUUCCAUCUACAUAAUGUUAUUGGGCAAUUUGAAACCAUCGUUAAGGACAACAAUUACGCCAACCUGGUUCUGUCGUAUCCCUGUAAGGAUGAAGAAACCAGGAAGUAUGGGAUUCUGGAAACCGAUGAAAACCACAAAGUCACAGCACUGAGAGAAAAACCCUCUCCCACAGACACGGCAUCCAGACAGGCAUGUCCGUGUUUCUAUGUGUUGUCUAAGGAUUCACUCACCUGUGUGCAAACAUUCCUAGAUGAAAAAAAGAAUGCGCCCAUAGAAGAAAAGGAUGCACCUGGACAUCUAUUAUCUUGGCUUGUGGGCAGAAAUCCUGUUCAUGUUUAUCCAGUAUCUGGACGUUUUGACGUUGGGAACUUAGAAUCCUACAUAACUUGUCACAAGUAUUUCCAACAGAACAUCAGGAAUAUACCCACGUACCUUCAAUGAUGUAGCGCAAAACUAUUUUUAAAAGUCAACUAAAAAGGAACUUACUUUAGCCUAUAUUUUAGAAUAUAUCCAAUGCAGUGUUAAAUCAGUUUAUAUAAUUAUGUAUUUAGUAUUUUCUCACAUACUCUGCAAAUGCAAUCUUAGGGAAUUCCAUUUAUUAAAGUCAUGUUUACAAUAAAA
Molecule: messenger RNA, 1048 nt
Organism: Spea bombifrons (plains spadefoot toad)
Lineage: Eukaryota; Metazoa; Chordata; Amphibia; Anura; Pelobatidae
Product: glucose-1-phosphate thymidylyltransferase-like
Exons: 9
Coding region: 44-868 (274 amino acids)
Biological process (GO): biosynthetic process
Source: RefSeq, a predicted model, not a curated record